Molecule: messenger RNA, 1047 nt
Organism: Antrostomus carolinensis (chuck-will's-widow)
Lineage: Eukaryota; Metazoa; Chordata; Aves; Caprimulgiformes; Caprimulgidae
Product: vascular non-inflammatory molecule 2
Exons: 5
Biological process (GO): pantothenate metabolic process
Molecular function (GO): pantetheine hydrolase activity
Source: RefSeq, a predicted model, not a curated record
CAGUACAACACCAAUGUUGUCUUUGACAUUGAGGGGAAGCUGGUGGCCCGUUACCACAAGUACAACCUGUUUAGAAGAGAAACUCAGUUUAAUUACCCAAAAGAGCCAGGAGCCAUCACCUUUGAAACCCCCUUUGGGAAGUUUGGCAUUUUCACGUGCUUCGACAUCCUUUUCCGUGAGCCUGCCGUGGUCCUGGUGAGCGAGUUGCAGGUGGACACUGUGCUCUUCCCGACGGCUUGGAUGAACGUCCUGCCGUUUCUGACUGCCGUUGAGUUUCACUCUUCCUGGGCUAUGGGCAUGGGUGUCAAUUUGCUUUCAGCAAAUACCCACAACAUGAGCUUUGCAAUGACAGGCAGUGGGCUGUUCACGCCGGAAGGACCUGCCGCCUACCACUACGACAGCGAGACAGAGGAGGGACGUCUCCUGGUAGCAGAACUGAGCGCACGCCCUCGUCUUUCCCCCACCUACCCCCCUGCUGUCAACUGGAGCUUGUAUGCCACAAGCAUCAAGAAAUUUCCAGAAGAAGACACUUUUUCGGCAGCUGUCCGGCGGGAUAUAUUCACUUUCAGUGCACUCAGGCGAAAAGCUGGAAAUUACACGGUUUGCCAAGGAGACCUCUGCUGUCAUUUGAUCUAUCGGAUGCCAGACAAGAGCAAAGAUGAAGUUUAUGUCCUGGGUGCAUUUGAUGGUCUUCACGGUUCGCUCAUAAAAUACCAUUGGCAGAUAUGUACGCUGCUCAAGUGCCAGAGCACAGACCUGAACACAUGUGGACAGCCGGUAGAGACAGCUCAGACCAAGUUUGAGAUGUUCUCCCUCAGCGGCACCUUUGGCACCAACUAUGUCUUUCCAGAAGUCUUGUACAGCGGGGUGCAGCUGGCCCCCGGGGAGUUUGAGGUGCUACGUGACGGACGUUUGAAAAGUAAACAUGGCACAUCAAAACCGCUUGUAACAGCGACGCUUUUUGGAAGGCUUUAUGAAAAGGACCUGCCACAUCCUCUGCGAACCUCCCCACAACGUAACGCCUUAGGAGACACACAGUCACCAUAG